AUGACGAGUCCUUUCGAUAACGACGCGCUUCCUCGAAACGCGGCGAAUUACGCUCCGUUGACUCCGUUGACUUUCAUCCGCCGCGCCGCCGACGUGCACGGCGACCGAUGCGCCGUGGUGUACGGCGACCACUCGUGGACGUGGCGCCAGACGUACCGUCGCUGCUGCAAACUCGCGUCCGCGCUGCGCCGCCGCGGCAUCGGGAAGAACGACACGGUCCGUCCAUCUGUAGCAGUGCUAGCGCCCAACCUACCUGCUCUUUAUGAAGCGCAUUUCGGAGAGCCCAUAGCGGGCGCUGCUCUCAACGCCAUCAACACGCGCCUGGACGCCCACACCGUUUCAGUGCUGGCACGUAACGUUCCUGCUCUUUAUGGGGCGCAUUUUGGUGUGCGUAUGGUGGGUGAUGUUCUCAACGCUCAUCUGGACGCUCUGCUGGCGCCCAAUGUGCCAGCUCUUUAUGAGGCACACUUCGGAGUGCCCAUGGCGGGCGCUGUGCUGAACGCCAUCAACACGCGCCUGGAUGCGCGUGCCGUCGUCCUCAUCCUCAUCCCCUCUCCCUGCCCGCUCUGUCCCCCUUCCACCACUCUAUACCCCAACCCCCAGGUGUCAGUGCUGGCGCCCAAUGUACCAGCGCUCUAUGAGGCACACUUUGGAGUGCCCAUGGCGGGGGCCGUGCUGAACGCCAUCAACACGCGCCUGGACGCGCGCACAGUCGCCCUCAUCCUCGCCCACGGCUCUGCCCGCCUUGUCAUGGCGCACCGCUCCCUGGCACCGCUGCUCACUGAUGCCCUGCUGCUGCUGCCGGGUCUAUUGAGGGAGAAGGGACGUGUGUCAGGCAUGCCGCAGGUUGUCAUUAUCGAAGAUGACGAAGAGCCAUCCGAUCAGAGCGAUCCAGGUGGCAGCGCUGCUGACGUGGCAGCCCUGGCAGCAUCACUGAACAGAGGAGGACGGGGAGAGGGUGGGAGGGGGGGAAGGGGAAGGGGAGGGGAGAGGGGGGGAGUGGUGACGUAUGAGGAGCUGGUAGGGGAAGGGGAUGAGCAGUACGAGUGGGAGUGGGAGGGUGGAGAGGAGGGCGUGCAGGGCGAGGGCAGGAGAAGGGUCGUGGUGGAGGAUGAGUGGGAUGCCAUUGCUCUCAAUUAUACUUCCGGCACCACCGCCCAACCCAAGGGUGUGGUAUGCUCGCACAGAGGUGCGUACCUAUCAGCCCUAGCGAACGUGCUAGCGUGGGGACUCCAUGCGCUGCCAGGAGGGCAGCGCCCCGUGUACCUGUGGACGCUGCCUCUCUUCCACUGCAACGGCUGGACCUACCCCUGGGUGCUCGCCGCUGUGGCUGGCACGAAUGUUUGUUGCAGGGAGGUAUGUGGAGGGGCAGAGAGAGGUGUAUGGGGGGGUGUGUUGCAAGCAGGGAGGUAUGUGGAGGGGCAGAGAGAGGUGUAUGGGGGGGUGUGUUGCAAGCAGGUGUGGCCUCUCUUCCACUGCAAUGGCUGGACCUACCCCUGGGUGCUCGCCACUGUUGUUGGCACCAACGUGUGCUGGAGGGAGGUGUGUGGCGAGGUCGGGUAUGGUAUGGUGGGGUGUGCCGCGGUGGGCUGUGGCAUGGUGGGUCGCGGCACGGUCGGGCAUGGCACGAUCGGGCGUGGCACGGUCGGGCGUGGCACGGUCGGGCGUGGCACAGUCGGGCGUGGCAUGGUCGGGCGUGGCACGGUCGGGCGUGGCACGGUUGGGCGUGGCACGGUCGGGUGUGGCAUGGAGGGGUGUGCCGUGGUGAGGUGUGGCGUGGAGGGGUGUUGUGUGGAGGGCUGUGGAGUGGAGGGGUGUGGCGUAGAGGGGUGUGGCUUGGUGGGGUGUGGCUUGGUGACAGCAGCCAGCAUAUUCUCACUCAUCCCUCGCCACCGAGUGACACACAUGUGCGCCUCUCCUGUCGUCCUCCCCUUCCUCAUCCACGCACCCUCCUCUCUCACCCAACCCCCUCCCCACCUACCUCGCAGUCAGCAUCUUCUCUCUCGGUCCCUGGCACCGCGUCACCCACAUGUGUGCCGCGCCCGUGGUGCUCUCCUUUCUCAUCCACGCCCCCGACUCCCCCACCCACCCCCCUCACCCCCACUCCAUCAGGUCACAGCAGCCAGCAUAUUCUCUCAUAUCCCCCAGCACCAAGUGGCAGCGACCAGCAUCUUCUCUUUAAUUCCGCGCCACCGCGUCACCCACAUGUGCGCCGCGCCCGUGGUGCUCUCCUUCCUCAUCCACGCCCCCGACUCCCUACAACCAUGCGUCCCCUCCCCUCCCCACCAGGUCACAGCGGCCAGCAUAUUCUCUCUCAUCCCGCGCCACCGAGUCACCCACAUGUGUGCAGCCCCCGUGGUACUCUCCUUCCUCAUCCACGCGCCUGACUCCCUCCGCCUGCCCUUCCUCGCCGCCCAGCGCGCCCAGGGGCGUGGAGGGGGUGACUAUAGCGAGGGCAGAUGGGAGGGCAAUAGCGAGGGUAGCAGGGAAGGCAGAAGGGGUGGCUAUAGUGAGGGGAAUAGGGAGGGCAGCAGCGGGGGGGGGCAGGAGGCGAGGCGGGUACAUGUGAUGACAGCGGGGGCAGCGCCGCCACCAGCAGUGCUGGCGGGGAUAGAGGCGAUGGGGUUUGACGUGCUGCAUGCUUACGGGCUCACGGAGACGUAUGGGCCGGCUGUGGUGUGCGAGUGGCAGCAAGAGCGGUGGAGAGGGGCGGAUGAGAGCGAACGAGCGAGGCUGAAGGCUAGACAGGUGGGUAAGAGGGGUGGAGGUGCAUUGGAGGUGGAUAGAGGCGAUGGGGGGAUAGAGGCGAUGGGGUUUGAGGUGAUGCAUGCAUACGGGCUGAUGGAGACGUAUGGGCCAGCUGUGGUAUGCGAGUGGCAGCAAGAGCGGUGGCGAGGGGCGGAUGAGAGCGAGCAAUCGAGGCUCAAGGCGAGACAGCAACAGCCCUUCUCUUUUACCACCUCUCCUCCCGCCCCGGCUCCUUUUACCACCUCUCCUCUCAACCCCUCUCCUUCCACCACCUCUCCUCUCAACCCGUGCCCUUUUACCACCUCUCCUCCCCAACCCCUCUCUUUGUUGUCUCUCCUCCUACAUCCCUCUCCUUUUACCACCUCCCCUUCCCAACCCCUCCUUUUACCACCACUCCUCGCACCACCCUCUCUCCCCCCAUCUCCUCCCCACCGACAGGGCGUGCGGUGCAUGGCCCUGGAAGGACUAGCAGUCAUGGACCCAGUCACAAUGCGCCACGUGGCAGCAGACGGGCGCAGCAUGGGGGAGGUGAUGCUGCGGGGGAACAUGGUGAUGAAGGGGUAUGCCGCCGACCGGGGGGCUACUGAAGCGGCUUUUCGAGGCGGGUGGUUCCACUCGGGGGACCUGGCUGUCAUGCACCCCGAUGGGUACAUUGAAGUCAAGGAUCGCUCAAAGGACAUCAUCAUAUCGGGUGGUGAGAAUGUGAGCAGCAUAGCAGUGGAGGCAGUGCUAUACCGCCACCCAUCCGUGCUGGAGGCUGCAGUGGUGGCCCGCCCUGAUACCAUGUGGGGGGAGUCUGUGUGCGCCUUUGUGUGCCGCAAGCCAGGGCAGCAGCACGCGCGUGUGGAAGCCAUGCCUUCCGCUCUUCGCUCAUCCGCGCGUCACCUGCGCUCCGCCUUCACCACCACCGCUGCCGCAUUCACCGCCCGCCCCGCACUCCCCCGCAUGCCGUGCAUCGCCGCCUCUCUCGAGUCCGCCGUGUCGAUGCGGCGCGUCCCUCAACCCCCAGCACGGCCGUCCGCCGUUGCACCUUCUUUUCACGCAUCGCCGCCACUGCAAGCACCACCAGUAGCAUCAGACCUCCUCGCUCGCUUCCAACUCGUGUCAUGCGCGCCGCGCUUUUCGAUCUCGGCGCAAGAGGCACUGACUCGCACCCUCGUCGCCCUACCCCGUGCGCUCGCCGUCGGUCGCGCUCCCUCCCCCGCUUCCGCCGCGCCAACGCUUCGCGCUGCGCACACCGCAGUGGUUGCAGCGCGGGCGGCGGGUGUGGGGCAGGCGAGGGGCGUGUUCGUGGAGGCUCAAGAUCAAGCUACGCACGGAAAACGCCAUAAGGGUGGCGCGGGCAAUGCCGCGGAGAUAACUCCAAUGCCCUUGCUGCUCCCUCUUCUCCCUUCCCAGCCCUUCCCUUCCCCCGCUUACAGGUUCAAGAUAAAUUUACGAACGGACAAUGCUAUCCACGUGGCUCGGGCGAGGUCGCACUACUGGAAGGGCGCGGAGCUGAAGCGGCUGCGCGCCGAGGAGGCGGAGAUCAGGUGGCAGCAGCGGGAAUUUCGGCAGAAGCUCGACUGGACCAUGGCCAAACACGCCAGGUGGGUGGGAUGGGAUGAAGGAAGGAUGGUCAAGCGCUUCAGGUAUGGUGGGGCGAGCAUGGGGGCCAAGCCAAGCACUCCAGGUAUGGGCAAGCCCUGCAGGUAUGGGCAAGCCCUGCAGGUAUGGGCAAGCCUCACAGGUACGGGCAAGCCCUGCAGGUACGGGCAAGCCCUGCAGGUACGGGCAAGCCCUGCAGGUACGGGCAAGCCCUGCAGGUAUGGGCAAGCCCUGCAGGUACGGGCAAGCCCUGCAGGUUUGGGCAAGCCCUGCAGAUACGGGCAAGCCCUACAGCCCCUCUACUAUACCCCUUUCUAUACCUUACUCCCCUCUCAAACUCCCCUCACCCCUCCCUGCCCUCUUUCCCCAUCCUUCCAUUUCCCACUUGUUUUCCCUAUUCUUUCCCCCCUCUCUGCCCUCUCCUAUCCCUCCUCUCCACCCUAUCCUACAACCUCACUCCGCCCUGUCCUAUCCCCUCACCCUUCUUCCCCCUUUCCCCUCUCUGCCUUACACCCUUCUCAAACCCCCCUAUCUCCCCACGCAACUCACCUUCUCUUCACCCCUGUCCUGCCCUCUGCCGUCACCCUCCUGGUUCACCAGAUGGAUGGACGUCUGGCGUAA
Messenger RNA from Closterium sp. NIES-65, 4956 nucleotides. Lineage: Eukaryota; Viridiplantae; Streptophyta; Zygnematophyceae; Desmidiales; Closteriaceae. The record is from the annotation of a GenBank genome assembly.